Linum tenue is the source of this 309-nucleotide messenger RNA. Lineage: Eukaryota; Viridiplantae; Streptophyta; Magnoliopsida; Malpighiales; Linaceae. The record is from the annotation of a GenBank genome assembly.
CCCAUUCUUCAUCUUCUUCGUCCUAUCCUCUCCUCUCUUCCUCCAGCCGCCAUCGCUUCUCAGUUCACCUUCAUCAAUCGCAAGCAUCACUGCCGCAGAUGCGGGGGGUUAUUCUGCGGGACUUGUACGCAGCAGAGGAUGGUUCUGAGAGGCCAAGGCGAUUCCCCAGUGCGAAUUUGCGAUCCUUGCAAGCAGCUCGAGGAAGCCGCGCGCUUCGAGCUCCGCCAUGGUCACAAGAACAGGGCGGGCAAAGGAGCGAGUUCGAAAUCCGAAUCGAGAGAUGAGGAUGAAGUUUUGAAUCAGAUUCUA